AUGUCGGCCUCCAACAGUACCUCGGCUUCGGAUCGGCAGCUGAGCUCGCGGUUAUUGCCUUGCAGCACCACGAAACGACGGCGGAUACAUUCAACAGAAGCCGACCCUCCGCCGCCGGCGACGACCAUCGUUCAACUGGGAGACGAUUUCCUCGUAGAAAUCCUGAUUCGCCUCCCUAACCCUAGAUCCGCCUGUCGCUGCAAAGCCGUCUGCAAGAGAUGGAAGUCCCUUAUCUCCAAUCCAAUCCGCUUCAACCGCCGUUUCGUUUCCCACCACCAGAGCAGGAACCGGCAGCCUGUUCUCCUUCUACCCUCAGACGACCCGCAAGCGAUCAUCAGGAGCGUUAUCCCCAUGACUACUCUAUUAACCCAAAGCUCCUUCGCAGUAAUGGAUUCUUACAAGGACUUGGUUCUCUGCGGGUUUUCCGAUGUGGGUCCCGCCGGCGGCCGCAGCGCAUUGGAAAGAGAAAUUUACAGAUCCUACUUCCUCUGCAAUCCGCUUACGAAGCAGUGGGUCGCCCUCCCUUUGGCGCCAGAAUUGCCGUUGGAUUGUGGGAUCUUCUUUACAAGGUUAGUUUGUGAACCCCGGAUUUCUAAUGAUCUUGAUCUCGGAGAGGAGCAAGUGUUUGCAUAUUCUUCCGAGUAUCGAUUUCGAGUGGUGUGUCUAUACCUGCAUGAGGGGUGUACAAAGAUAAAUAUGUUCUGUUCGGAUACUGGCGAAUGGACGAAGGACAUUCUUGUUCUUCGUGAGCAUUGUCAAUUUGCAACCAGAAAUGUGGUUUCCUGCAACGGGGAGGUGUUUUGGUGUUAUGGCGUUCCAAAUCAAGAGCCUGUUGCUAUGCAGCACCAGAUGGAGCCUUUCAUUGCUGCUUUUAAUCCUUUCCAUCCUGAUAUACCUCCCACUGCUAUUGAACCUCCACUAGUCUUUGGGAAACCGGGGUGGGAUGUUGGUGUCUCACAAGGUGCCUUGCACGCAAUUGUAUUUGAAGAUCGAAUUGAACCGGGUCGUUCACAGAUCACAUUGAGCGUGUGGAGACUGGAAGAAGACCGUAAAUCUUGGCGAAAAGUAUGUGACGGGUCAAUGAAAGGGCCAAGGUUGUGUGAACUUCGCACGAACCUUGGACCUUGUUUGCAUCCAGAGAAGCCGCAAGUCUUCUACCUCCGUCAUUCUGAUGGUUCUGGUGAUAUUUAUGCCUUGUCCUGCGAUUUGAGGGCAGGGGGAGAGCUGGAGCUCUUCGCCAAAGUAAGAGGAUUCUUAAGUUAUUGGUAUUUGUUCCGAUCUGAGAUUCCUUGCUGGUCAACUUCAAUUCCGAGGUACAAGCAAUUGCGAGUUAUGUAUGAUGGAAGCUACAGCUGUUGGUUUCAGAGCAACAACGAACCAGCAACAACUCCUCCAAUAGCUGGCAAUUACUUUGCCUGGCACUCACUUUUGCCUGUGAAUCGCUGA
Linum tenue is the source of this 1446-nucleotide messenger RNA. Lineage: Eukaryota; Viridiplantae; Streptophyta; Magnoliopsida; Malpighiales; Linaceae. The record is from the annotation of a GenBank genome assembly.